Molecule: messenger RNA, 3307 nt
Organism: Zonotrichia leucophrys gambelii
Lineage: Eukaryota; Metazoa; Chordata; Aves; Passeriformes; Passerellidae
Gene: B3GALT6
Product: beta-1,3-galactosyltransferase 6
Exons: 1
Coding region: 193-1209 (338 amino acids)
Biological process (GO): glycosaminoglycan biosynthetic process
Cellular component (GO): Golgi membrane
Molecular function (GO): UDP-galactosyltransferase activity
Source: RefSeq, a predicted model, not a curated record
CAGGAGCAGGGACGGGACUGCCACUUCCCCGAGGAGAAGGCGGAAAGCGCGGGAGAGCCAUGAAACCACCGCAGCGCGGCAGCGGCGCGCGGUGAGCGCUCCCGCAGAACGCCUGUCCCCUCCCGGAGGCCGUACCGCCGCUCCCGCCUAAACGGGGCGGGCGUGGCGCCGGCCGUGAGGGUCCCCGCGGCCAUGAAGGCGCUGCGGCGGCUGAGCCGGCACCGCACCGCGCUGGGGCUCGGCGGGCUCUCGCUCUGCGCCGCCGUCCUGCUCUACCUCGCCAAGUGCACCUCCGAGGGGCUGCGCCCGCUGCCCGCGCCCCCCGCGCUUCCGCACAGCCAGCCCGGCCGGGGGGCCCGCGCCGCGCCCCCGGCCGGCCCUGAGGGCAGCGCCUUCGUGGCCGUAGUGGUGAUGAGCGGCCCCAAGUACAGCGAGCGGCGCAGCAUCAUCCGCAGCACCUGGAUGGCGGCGGCGCGGCAGGCGCCUCACGGCCACGUCUGGAGCCGCUUCGUGGUGGGCACGGCGGGGCUGAGCGCCGAGGAGCUGCGGAGCCUGGAGCUGGAGCAGAGCCGCCACCGCGACCUGCUGCUGCUGCCCGAGCUGCGCGACUCCUACGAGAACCUCACGGCCAAGGUGCUGGCCACCUACGUGUGGCUGGACGCGCACCUGGACUUCCAGUUCGCCCUCAAGGCGGACGACGACACCUUCGUGCGCUUGGACGUGCUGGUGGAGGAGCUGAGGGCCAAGGAGCCGCGGCGCCUCUACUGGGGCUUCUUCUCGGGCCGCGGGCGGGUGAAAUCCGGGGGGAAGUGGAAGGAGAGCGCCUGGCUGCUGUGCGAUUAUUACCUGCCCUACGCGCUGGGCGGCGGCUACGUGAUCUCCGCCGACCUGGUGCGCUACCUGCGCCUCAGCAGGGACUACCUGAACCUGUGGCAGAGCGAGGACGUGUCCCUGGGCGUGUGGCUGGCGCCCAUCGACGUGAAGCGAGUGCACGACCCCCGCUUCGACACCGAGUACAAAUCGCGCGGCUGCAGCAACAAAUACAUCGUGACUCACAAGCAGAGCAUCGAGGACAUGCUGGAGAAGCACCAGACGCUGGCCAAGGAAGGGAAGCUCUGUAAGGAGGAGGUGAAGCUCAGGCUUUCCUACAUGUACGACUGGGGAGUGCCUCCCUCGCAGUGCUGCCAGAGGAAGGACGGCAUCCCCUGAACGCCUCGGGAGGAAGGCUCAGGAUGGUGGACUCUGGUUGCUGUUACACGGGGAGAAUCCCGUUAAAAUGGAAUUCUUGCCUCAGUUUCUCCCUCAGAACAUUGGGCCCAAGGCUUUGGGAUGCAGGCAUGGCUGGAUGUAGGGAAGAGCAGAAUCCUGGAAUCUCCCACUCCAUAUCCAAGGACAGACUUCCCAAAUCCCAGCCCGGUGCUGUGGAUCCAUAAUUCCAGCAGAGCUGAGUGGGAAGAGCUGAUAAAAUGGAAUUCUUGCCUCAGUUUCUCCCUCAGAACAUUGGGAACAAAUCAUUCCCCUCAGGCACCGAUCCCAAAGGCUUUGGGAUGCAGGCCUGGCUGGAUUUAGGGAAGAGCAGUUAAUUGGAGUCAGGGGUUAAUUACUCUUAAAAAGAUUUUGCACGACUCAUUCUGUCACCCUGACACUCCCUGAGAACUGCUGACGUGGCAUGGUUAAAGAUGCUUAAAAAAUAAAAUAAAAUAAACCAAGUGCCAGAAAGCACAGCAAAAGGUCAAAUGCCAGGAUUGAAGGCAAAUAAAAGGUGUCAAAACACAAAAAGUGGAGAAAAGGGGGGGGAGAGAACUGGAAUGAAAAGCUGGAACAGAUUCUGAGGCUGAUUUGCUAAAGGUCAUGCUAAGUUUUGAUGCUGAUAAGAAUAAAAUGAGGCUGCUGUUUAUUCCUUGGCAAGGAAAUGCCAGCUUGGCACGGAGGGAAGAGCCCAAACUGGGACCAGAUUAUUCCAGAGGCUGGGAACAGGGAUCAGCUUUUCUGGGAGGGCUGCAGGGAGAGCAGAGAAUGGAAUCAUUCCAUCUGCUCAUUUGUCUUGUUCUGCUCUCUGAAAGGCAACGUACAUAAAUCACCUGGCAGCUCCAAAGGGAGGCGGCUGAGUUUUGGCAGAAAUUAAAUUUAUUCUGAUUUUGGGAGAAGAUUUUUUGGCUUUGCAAAGCCUCCAGGUGUUGUUUUGAGCUCAUUUCCCUCCAACUCUCACUCAAGAACUCCCUGGCUGCUCCAAAUUUAGGUUUAUUUUUAAUACAAAUGAGCAAAAAUUGAUCAGUAGGAGUUCAAAAACCAUUUGCCCAAGGGUGGGGAUUUCAGGUAUAGAAGUGAAAUUUGUGUAGUCAAGAGAAAAAGGUUCCCCCCACCCCAAAAACUGAAUUUGGAGAACUUUUAUUUCUCUUUUCAGCACACUAAAAAAUCACAUUUAGGUGCUCAAAGUUGGGGAAUUCCCUCCUCUUCUCCAAAAAUUCCUUGUAGAGGAACUAAAAUUGAAUUAAUUAUCAGUGACACGUCCAGAAUUUGGGGAUUUCCCUUCAGUCCUGCCUACACCAAAACAUUCAGAGCUCACCCAGGCCUCAGACACGAGUUCUUUAUCUCCAAACCUGGAAUUCCAACAUUUUCCAGUGGCAGCUGCUCCAGAAUUUCCCCAGUGCCCUGUGCCAGCUGCAGCUCUGCAGUGUGAGCAGUUUUUACUUUGGAAAUGUAAAAUUUCAUUUUUUAAAUGUCUUUUUGGUGAGGUUUUUUUUCUUUUUUUUUUUUUUUUUUUGGUGUUUGUUGCACUCUGCACUUUCAUUCCCAUUCCAUUCCCUCCUUCCCAACUCUGGCUGGAAGAGACAAAUGGCACAGAAAAAUUGAAAAUAAAAAAGGUGCCAAUUUCUCUUUCUUUUUGCUUAGCAAAAUUAGGAAUUUUAGGAAUUAGGAAUACCAAAGGGAUCAGUUACAUUGGAAUUUUUUUUUUGUUAUUCUUGUUUUAAUUAAUUAAUAACUGAAGAUCAAAAAUCUUCAGAAGAUUUUUUGGUUUAAAAUUUUCAAGGCUUUUUUUCCUAAAACAAAACUAAAAUCCAGCAAAAACUCAAUUAUUUUAGCAUGUUGAACUCAAUUAUUAUAAUUAUUGUUCUAAUAAUUAUUAUUAUAAUGCAUGCAUAGGGAUUACCAAGGAGUAUGUUUUUCCCCAAAUAUCCUGUUCCAAAGCAGGAAUUUUCCAAGAUGUCAGCAACUUCCAGUUUUUUAAACGUCCAUUUGCCAUCUGAGGUUCAUCAGUGUUGUCUGUGUCGUGAUAAAUUACCUGUAAUGUGAAUAUUUAUUUAUA